Molecule: messenger RNA, 894 nt
Organism: Kwoniella mangroviensis CBS 8507
Lineage: Eukaryota; Fungi; Basidiomycota; Tremellomycetes; Tremellales; Cryptococcaceae
Exons: 7
Coding region: 1-894 (297 amino acids)
Source: RefSeq, a predicted model, not a curated record
AUGAAAUCCUUCAAUUCGACUUCGACAACUAUCUUGCUCUUUGUCGGUCUGCUCUAUAGCAUUUCACCUACCACUGGUGAUCCAGAUGCUACGACUGUAUCAAGUGCAGCUCUGUGCAAUAAUUAUUGUGCUCCCACUGCAGACUCCGCACCGUACUUCUAUUACAACGUCCAAUCGUCUUCUUGCGUCUGUACGAGUCAGGCCCCGACCGCUCCCAUUUAUUCGACUUCGGCUGCUUCGGAUAACAUGGGUGACUGUGCAGCUGGCUAUUCUACUUUUAGUGCAUAUAAGAUAGCUACUACUUUCACCUUCAGUAUGUGUGAUGGGAGUGCCGAUCCAUCUUCGUCUGUUACGAACUUUGUCAACACCCCAGGAGACUGUUUUACCGCCUGUCGAACAUACGGUCAAGCAGCUUUCAGUGUAUACAGACCUACCAGUCAAUUUUAUUGUCUUUGUGCCGCAUCGUCGACGCCCACCAACACUCAAGGUACCGAUCCUAAGAAUUGUGGGGAAAGUGGGUUCUUCCUAUAUUCACAUAGUGCCGCAUCAUCCGCUUCGGGUCUGGCGAGAAGACAACUAAGAGAGAAAUUGGAUGUGGCUAGGAAAGAAAGGCAGAGGAGGGAGAAGUUCUGUCCGAAGGGACUGAUUGCUUGUGCUGUGGAAGGAUGGGACUCUUAUGAGUGCAUCGAUACCUCAUCCGAACUUGAAUCAUGUGGAGGAUGCAUCUACGGUGAAUAUGGAUCUUUCUUCAAUACCACAUCAACAGGAACAGAUUGCUCAGCUCUUCCCGGGGUAUCGUUGGGUGCUGGCACUUGCCAAGUUUCGAAAUGUCAAGCUCACGCAUGUAAGCAAGUGUAUGAAUUGAUUGGCGGGCAGUGCGAAUCGCAGAUCUAG